Messenger RNA from Diabrotica virgifera virgifera (western corn rootworm), 1179 nucleotides. RefSeq names its product retinol dehydrogenase 11. The coding region runs from base 199 to 1134 and encodes 311 amino acids. The record is from RefSeq and is a predicted model, not a curated record. The transcript is spliced from 4 exons. Lineage: Eukaryota; Metazoa; Arthropoda; Insecta; Coleoptera; Chrysomelidae.
CAUCUCUACUUUUAAACAAACAACUCUGUUAAAAAAACAAAAUACACGAUGAGAUGAAAUUAUUAUUUAUAAACAUUUAUUUCAAGUUUUUUGUUUGUUACGGUUUGUUGAGUAUUUGUUAUACUGAAUUGUAUUUAAAAAAUUUGAUUAUUCUUUUAGUAGCUUUCAUGAGUGUUGAGGGACUGUUUAUUCACGGCAAUGUUAUACAUUGUACUUUAUAGUAUAGGGGCUUAUUUAAUAUUUAAUCUGGUCUUCAAAAUUUACGUGAAGUUAAAUACUAUGUCGUGUAAGAAUAAGGUGUGUCUUGUAGGGAAAACUGUUAUAGUCACAGGAGCCAACACAGGUAUAGGAUUUGAAACAGCUUUAGAUUGUGCUAAACGGGGGGCAAGAGUAAUUUUAGCAUGUAGGGAUCAUCUUAAAGGAACUGUAGCUGUCCAAAAUAUUCAAACUUUAACGAAAAACCAGAACGUAGUUCUAAAAAUUUUAGAUUUAGCUUCGUUAUCAUCCGUUAAAAACUUUGCCAAUGAUAUUCUACGAACAGAGGAAAAACUGGAUAUAUUAAUAAAUAAUGCGGGGGCCUUAUUGCUUGGUGAUCAAUUGACUGAAGAUGGUCUUCAGUUUGAGAUGCAAAUUAAUUACUUUGGACCAGUUUUAUUAACACUUAUGUUAGUUAAUUUACUAAAAAAAUCCGCACCCAGUAGAAUAAUUAACGUUUCUUCAGUAGUAGCUAAGUAUGCUAAACUCGAUGUAAAAAAUCUUAAUGGAAAGCCAAGCUAUCCUAUUACUAAAUUGUGCAACAUAUUGUUCACUCAAGAGUUGGCCAAGAAAUUAAAUGAGUUUAACAUUAGUGUGUUUGCGCUUCAUCCAGGCAUGAUAGCUACUGACAUAAUGACUAGACAUCUAUGGCCUAUUGUGAACUCAUGUGUCAUUCCUUUAUCAAGAGUUGUGAUAAAAACUCCUGAAGAAGGUGCCCAAACAACAAUCUACGCUGCUACCGAACCAGGUAUAGAACACUUAACGGGAGGAUUUUUCUCAGAGUGCCGUUAUCAGAAACAUUAUAAAACUGCUAGAGAUCCACAGUUAGCACAACAGCUUUGGGAUGAAACUAUGAAAUUAUUAAAUUAUAACGACUGAUCAAAAUGAUAUGAUAUGAAAAUAAAGUUUUAUAAAUUUUUAUAA